CGUGUUGGAAUUUCAAGACGUUCACUCUUGCUCCUUUCUCUUUCUCUAAGACACUUUUCCCUCGUUCUCCUGUCAACGAAAAACAAAAUUUCCAGCGGUAUUAUCAUUUGAGCAAACCCACGUGCAGCAAUUCAAGAUAUUUUAAAGUUUACCGAAACAUAAUAUCUGCAUUACGGCAGUGCAGUUUGCAUCGGACGAAAAAAGCAAGUUAACGAUUCGUUAUCGACCAGCUAUUCGACACGAAACCAUGAAAGUCUUUGUAGUUUUCCUCCUUUACCUAGUUUCGGUCGGCUGUUAUCAGGACACAAAGGAAGAAGGUGGUCAUGCUUCUUUAGACGCGCCUAUGAGCGAAGAGUCUGAUAUCAGUAACACGACACAGCUGACAAGUGAAGAGGAGAAAGAAAAUGACCGAAAGCUCAUGGAACAAUGGACCCGGAUGUUCUUUAACAUGGGUAGAACCCCGCAACAGGGAGAGCAAAUUCUCAUUUUCCCGGGGCUCUUCAACGGUUCGACGACGGUGGAAGUGGCCAAACUGAGGGAGUUUCGCAGUUUCGACAACGAAACGACAACUAAUAACAUUACCGUCCUUCCUGCGUACUUAAUUGAUGGGCAGCCAGAGUUGUCAGAGGUCCCAGCAACUCCAGCGAAUGCGACAUCUCCAAGCUUUAUUGUCCUUUCUAAUGACAGCCGCUUAUUCUUCCACGACGAGGAAUACUUUUUUGAAGAUGUCGAAUCGCAAGACGAGGACCAGAGACAGCGACGACGUCUGCGCUCAGCACGCAACGAAAUGAAUCUUCUGAAUGCUGAUCACGAACAUAUUACUACCAUGAUCACGACCGUAUUCAGUACGGCGAGGAACUACCUGAAUAACGAGACUGUGAGAGCAAAUGUCGUGCAGUAUCUGACGCACAAGAUGCGCUCUUUUGGGCUAGUCACGGGCAAUCAAAUAUUCCACCCCAUAGAAUUCGCCGCAUUGUUUUCAGAAGGGGAUGAAGGAGACGUUCCUAGUGGGACGAAUGUGAUUGGCAUAUUGCCUGGUGAACUUUGGGGAAGUCAAGAAGAUGAAGUCUUAGUUAUUGGAGCCCAUUGGGACACGGUUCCUUUCUCAGGUGGAAUGGAUGAUAACGGGAGUGGGGUCACGGCUGUCUUGGAGGUUGCACGAGCCAUGACAGAAGGUGGUUGUCGCCCCAAGCACAGUGUCAUCUUUGUUGCGUUUGAUUUAGAAGAAGUCGGUUGCUUGGGAAGUAUUUUUUUUGUGCGUGAUUUUUUGAUUCAACAAGUCCUUCAACCGCACGGAGCUAAGCUGAAGGGCGCUUUCAUUCUGGAUACAAUAAUGAAUUAUAAUGAGACCCAGUUUUCACAGACACUGUCACCUGAAUGGCAAUCCGCCCUCCCUUUCUUUUGGGAAGAUAUACAGGCCGAAAACAAUACUGGGGACUUUUUAGCAGUUCUUUACAGAAAAGACGUAGAUGCUUCGUUGGCAGACACUUUGGCUUCCAACUGGAAAAGUGAUGGAAAACCAAACAAAAAGAAAUCUCAAAGAGAUAAUACGGUUGACAGAAAUCCAAGAACGUUUCGAGUUAACAACAAAGAAAUAACAAUAAUGAAAACACAAGAUAAACCAAUAGAGACAGUAAAAUCAAGCAGCAGUAAAUAUCGCUUGAAAAAGGUACAAAUGGACUUGGUAGCUGAGGUGGGAGAAGAGCUUGAGCUUCUGACCGGCUGGAUUGAUCUUUUGCGAAGCGACCACAGUCGAUUUUGGUACCACAACAUCGAGAGCUAUCCCCAUUCCUUUCCAGCGGUACUCAUUACAGAUACAGCACCUUACCGUGGGAUCAUGCAGGAAUGUUAUCAUCAAGAAUGUGACUCAUCAUCUGCGAAUGAGAAUUUGAAAUUUGCCAAUAUUCCAUUCUUGACCAAAACGUGCCAGGCAUUGAUAGAUACCAUGGUGAGCCUAAGUGAAUCAAAGUGCCUAUUCCAGUCUCAACAACAAGAGGGAACUAAGGGUCGGCGACAGGGUGCCAGUAAACAAAAAAUUUCGUCUUAUUCCUCCGGAUCCCGCACAAUAUCUUUUCCUCAAAUUCUUAUUGUCACAAUUGCAUUAUUGUCACUCAAAUGGCAAUUAUGUUAAGAAAGUGCUUGUAGUUCCUGUAUUUUUCCAUUGUAAUUACCAUAUUUAUUCCCAAGCGCCUUGACCCAAAUUAUUUUUCCAGAUUCAAGAUGCCAAAGGGCUCGUAAAGAUUUAUCCGUUUUUAAUCUAACUGUGCAGUGUGCAAUCUUGAAGAAAUGUGACUGUCAGUUUUCUCAUGCGUUUUUCUUUUAUUUCGAUUUUUUAAGUGGUAUUAUAACCGUUACCUUACAUUAAGUAAGCUACUAACUGUUCGUCUGUGAUUUAUAAAGAAUAAAUUAGAUUUGUGGUUCCUAUAA
This is a messenger RNA of Daphnia pulicaria, 2427 nucleotides long. RefSeq lists its product as uncharacterized. The record is from RefSeq and is a predicted model, not a curated record. Gene Ontology annotation, biological process: proteolysis. NCBI's taxonomy places the organism in Eukaryota, Metazoa, Arthropoda, Branchiopoda, Diplostraca, Daphniidae. Gene Ontology annotation, molecular function: metalloexopeptidase activity. The coding region runs from base 248 to 2131 and encodes 627 amino acids. The transcript is spliced from 13 exons.